Molecule: messenger RNA, 2454 nt
Organism: Plectropomus leopardus (leopard coralgrouper)
Lineage: Eukaryota; Metazoa; Chordata; Actinopteri; Perciformes; Serranidae
Gene: myod1
Product: myogenic differentiation 1
Biological process (GO): muscle organ development; regulation of transcription by RNA polymerase II; positive regulation of skeletal muscle fiber development
Molecular function (GO): RNA polymerase II cis-regulatory region sequence-specific DNA binding; protein dimerization activity; DNA-binding transcription factor activity, RNA polymerase II-specific
Source: RefSeq, a predicted model, not a curated record
GGACUCUACAUUCCCCCGAAAACACCCAACCCGUUUCCUCCCGCUGGUUCCUUCUUCUUCUGUAAAAAAAAAAAAAAAAGAAAAAAAAGUGUUUUAUUUUUGGCCUGGAGACUUCUCUGUCACUGGAGUUUUCUUCUUCUGUGGUGUGUGUUUUUGGGACUGAACCAUGGAGCUGUCGGAUAUCUCUUUCCCCAUCCCCGCCGCCGAUGAUUUCUACGACGACCCCUGCUUCAACACCAGCGACAUGCACUUCUUCGAGGACCUGGACCCGCGGCUGGUCCAUGUGGGCCUGCUGAAGCCGGACGACUCCUCCUCUUCGCCCUCGCCCUCCCCUUCCUCCUCUUCCUCCUCCUCCCCGUCCUCCCUCCUGCACCUCCAUCACCACGCCGAGGCGGAGGACGACGAGCACGUCCGCGCGCCCAGCGGGCACCACCAGGCGGGCCGCUGCCUGCUCUGGGCCUGCAAGGCCUGCAAGCGGAAGACCACCAACGCGGACCGGCGGAAGGCGGCGACGCUGCGCGAGCGGAGGCGGCUCAGCAAGGUCAACGACGCGUUCGAGACCCUGAAGCGCUGCACGACGGCCAACCCCAACCAGCGGCUGCCCAAAGUGGAGAUCCUGCGCAACGCCAUCAGCUACAUCGAGUCCCUGCAGGCGCUGCUGCGCGGCGGCCAGGACGACGGCUUCUACCCGGUGCUGGAGCACUACAGCGGGGACUCAGACGCCUCCAGCCCCCGGUCCAACUGCUCCGACGGCAUGACGGAUUUUAACGGACCGACCUGUCAGUCAAACAGAAGAGGAAGUUAUGACAGCUCUUAUUUCUCCGAGACUCCAAACGGCGGUCUGAAAAGUGCCCGCAGCUCGGUGGUCUCCAGUCUGGACUGUCUGUCCAGCAUCGUGGAGCGGAUCUCCACCGACAACAGCAGCCUGCUGCCGGCCGCCGACGGCCCCGGGUCCCCACAGACAGACCCUGCCGGUGAGGCAGCGCCCCCGGGGCCCGUCCAGGUCCCCUCCCCGACUGCCAGCCAGGACCCCAACCUGAUCUAUCAAGUCCUAUAGACCUUCACACUUGGGACUUUGCCAUCCUGUCACACCGUCCAGUUAAAGGACACAACACACAGUUUAAUUUAAUGUUUAAGUUUUUUGGGCUGAACUGAGUCUUCACAACCUGUUUGCAUCUGCGUUUUAUAAUUCAGAGCCAAAGUUCACACCUGUUUUUAUGUCCUUAAGCUGAAAUGUAUGGAAGCUCAUUCCUGCCAAGAAAAUAAUUUAAUCAGAGAGCAAAAAAUAAUUGUGUUUGUUUUAAAAAAAAAAAGAAAAAAAAAAGCGAGGCCUGCUUACUCACUCAACAUGUCACACAGUUUUCAUCAGUGGACAGGGUUUAAUUUUUUUGUAUUUUUUAAUCAGAUUUUAUAGUAACCGAGCAAACUUUUUGUGCUGGUGAAGAUUGUGAGAUGUAGUCGAAAGAUCUGAAAGUUGGCCUUGAGGUAACAACAAACAAUUUGUUUUUUUUUUUAAUACCUAGUUCAGUCUUAAUUAAGAAAUUCUCAGUGUGUCAGCAACAAAUAAUAAUUACAAAAUAGACGGAAAAGUCAAAUAUUGACUCUUCAAAAAGUGCAUUUUGUUGACUUGACACGGGGACAUUUUUUUAAAAAAAUGAUAAUGAAAGUUAGAAAGUGGCUUGUUGAAGUUGAUUGUAUCAUUCCAAAGUUUCCCUACAUGAGAUUUAUUUUUUUGACAGGAAUGAUCUUCCAUACCUUGACCCCCAGAUUCUCUUUCUUGCUGUUAAAUGAAUAGAUUUUUAGAUUUAGACUUGGAUGCUGGGAUUUGUAGGUUUAAAAAAAAAAAAACAACAGGUUUCGGUUCAGCUCUUGCUGUAUUUUUAUUUUGCUUUAAGUUAUGAGAAAAUAUUCUAAAGGCUCAGCUGAGUCAUUCAGAUGGAUUUUUCUUCCUUUCUGUGUUAAAGUCUAUUUGAUGAAGGACGGAGGCCAAAAAAAACCCCCAAAAACAUCCAUUUACAUUCCUCCACUUUCGUCCAUCUGAAGUCGUAAAAAAGCCCCAGCUGUUCAACUGUUCAAAAAGAUCCAACUGCAAUAACCCUGUGAUGUUUUAGAAAGAUGUCAUACAAAACUGCAGAUUUCUCUCGAGGUAAUAAAUAACACAAACCAACAACAGACGCAAAUAAAACCGUGCGAAUGUGGUAGUGACUUGAAGUCGGUAUACAACUUCCUGUCACAGUCAAAAAAUUAAAAAUGUCGUUUUCAUUCACUGCAGCGGAGGACCAUUUUUCUGUUUCUGUACAUAUUAUGUAAAUAAGAGCUGAUUUGUUCCAACUGAAAGUAUUAAUUAUGUAUUUAAUGUUUCUGUCUGUAUGUGCUUUUGUUUGUUGUGAAAAUGUUAAACUUUAUAUUUAUACAUCUGAAAACUGAGUGACAGUUUAAUGACAAAUAAAUGAA